Messenger RNA from Echinostoma caproni, 2595 nucleotides. NCBI's taxonomy places the organism in Eukaryota, Metazoa, Platyhelminthes, Trematoda, Plagiorchiida, Echinostomatidae. The record is from the annotation of a GenBank genome assembly.
CCUGACACGAAUCCACCGACUGAAGCAAUCGACCACGUCCUCACUGGUCAGGCAUCCAUACCACGUCCGAGUGUGUUGAAUUACGUGCAAGUCAUUGAUCGGGCGCGAUUGGUCGAUCACACAUUCGGUGCGAAUCCAGUCCCUUCCAACAACGUUUUAUCUGGUGGGCACGAUGAGGAGGGAACUCCGACUUCAUAUCAGUCACAACCGUUUUUCGUGGCCAAUAGCGCACAAUUCGAUCAUUCAUGUGUCUCAAGAAAAUCAUUCGAUUCUCAUCAAAAUGUUUGGCGCUGCAAUAUGGUCUCGGUUGACUGGGAUUCGGUCAGGCAUUGGUCUCGAUUACAUCCGGUAUACUCGUCAAAGUGUUGUGAAUUCAACUUGCAACCACUCCAGUCUAAUGUGGUUCAACCCUCAACUGAGCAAGGCGUUGACAAAAACAUUGUCUCACUGCUGUAUCGUAUCCAGUUUCGUCGUCAUGCUUGUCUGCUAUACAGUCGCGUCGUAUGCACGUCAGCCAGAGGGGCCGUAUUGCAUCAGAUGCGCGUGAAUGGAAUUGGAUCGGGAAUGAAAUGCCUGGAUUCCCGUCGCUAUUCUUCCUGUUUCACACGUGGACGUGAUAUUGCACAACUGGUACUGGGCAGUCUGUGCGGGCGGGGAGAGCAGGACAGUUGGAUCGAUGUGAAAGUGGAUACACGUGUAGAUCUUGGUGGUCCUCCGGUCAGUCUGCUGAUUCAAUGCGCGACAAUCACCGGACUGGACACUGCGUUGUGCUCGCAUCGUCAGCACGUGGUUACCGCAUCCGAGGCGAAUGCAGAAACAGAGCUGAUUAGACAGAAACGACAAUCGCAGAAGAAUUCUGUCAGUUGCGCUUUCUAUCUUGAAACGAUCCCGCUGCAAAUGAACACAUUCACAACCGUGAGCAUCAUUUGCGACCUGAAAUUUAACGAACCGGCCCCUAAAUCCGUCAACACCAGCAUGAUGUGCCUGUCGAUUUCAACCGUGACAGAACCUCCGUGCGCAUUUCGCCUAUACGUUCCAGUGUAUGCCGUAGGCCAAUACUAUACGAUUAAAUCUGUCAACUACAUUAGAUUAGUCGGAGUGGAAAAGGUGACGUACGAUUUACAGAAGAACAAUGGUGCAAAUGUGAUCAGUGAUACCAUUCACUUUGUCGUGAACGUGCGUCCUGCGGAUUGCAGUCUGUUGUUGAAACACAUAUCGGUCCCACUGACAGUGGUCGUGUGGAUGGAUCAGACUCAGUUCCCGAUCCCGCUUUAUACGAUGCCAGUCAACUGCACAUAUGAGGCCCAAACUAUCCAACUGAAUGUGGAUGUAGUUACGUCCAGCAACAUUGCAUCCGCGGGCUCACCGAAUUUGCCCUCGCAAUCGGAAUGCGAGAAAAUCACGAUGAUUUUGCAUCACAGUCCAUGGGUGAGUUCGGUUGAGUUCGCCAACUUGAACUCGACCAUAUUCGGCUCGAUGCAACAAGAAGACAGACUGAGUACCAUUCGGACUCGCGGUCUUCAUGUGGGAGAAGAGUGGAACUGGAACGCUAUCGUCCAAUUCAAACCUCAAUUUAAUUUUCCGAACAACCGAAAGUUUCAGAUGCAAUCCCUCACUCUGGAAGUGCUCUGUUACACGUUCAUCAAUACACCGAAGACCAACGGAACAGCAUUUAUGGCUACCAAACCGGUGCUGUUACAGUCGUCUCCAGUUCGCCUGCAAGUGUUUCGAAAAGCAAACUGUCAUGUCCAGACCUAUCGACAGACAUAUUUGAAUUCGGAUUUGCACUGGACCUCGUGUGCCGGGGACGCAAUGAAACCGUUUCGACGACAUGUGAACAUCCUGUUCGGUCGGCUGAUCACUGUGUACGUGGUAUCGUUUAAUCUCUCGUUCACUUCGAAUCAGAUCCGAAUGAGUGAAAUCUUCAUUACAAACGACGGGAUAGCAUUUACCCUAGUAAAGAAAGAGGCCCUAUUUGUCAAACUCGAUAACACUUCUUCCAUCCACGUUCUACAUAUACCUAUUCUUACCCGCGGUCUCCGGAUUGUGCCGAUAGACGGUGAAUUAUUGGAAGAUAUACCGUACGUAUCGAUCUAUGGCAUUUCAGAGGAAAUUGAUCACUACAAAUUCGCAUUAGGUCCGAUGGUUUCUCAGAUUCUUACUUAUCAACAGAAGGAGAGGAUAUACGUGGGUCUUGGACCUGAAGGAGAGAGUAUUGUGAUGGCCACCGAUAUUCGCACUCAGUGGAUUGGAAUAAACCUAUCCAGAUAUAGCCGGAUCAUCAAUGAGAGCAUUCAUGUGAAUACCACAUAUGUGCCAUGGGAUCGAACCACGACAUUCAACGAGACGCUUACCGGAAUGCAGUGUAUACUCUACACUCGAGGUUAUUGGAAUGGUGAAUGUGCUCAGUUGGUACUGCGCGUCAUCAACGACAUGCCCGAUCAGGACCCGGUCCGACGAUCCGUAGAUAUGGUUUCUGGUGCUGGAUCCACUCGUUGGUCGGACAACUGGAAAGAAUUGGACGGGGGAAAUGGCAGACACGUGAAGCACAUGUUCUCAUUGGCAAUCUGUGUGAAGAUAAGCACCGGACACUAG